This is a messenger RNA of Hibiscus syriacus, 1835 nucleotides long. Its product is annotated as U-box domain-containing protein 45-like. Bases 138 to 1667 code for a protein of 509 amino acids. Lineage: Eukaryota; Viridiplantae; Streptophyta; Magnoliopsida; Malvales; Malvaceae. Gene Ontology annotation, molecular function: protein binding. The record is from RefSeq and is a predicted model, not a curated record. The transcript is spliced from 2 exons.
UGAGGGGAAUGAAUAUGAAGAAUUAGCUCUUCUUCUUCUUCCUCUCUUAACUUCAAUUGUACUUCUCUCAAAGGCAAAGUUGCUUCCUUUUUCUUUUGUAAAUGUAAAGUUUGAUUUUUGCUCUUUGCAACAAAACAAUGGCCAAGUGUCACAGAAACGACAUCGGACCCAUAGCCAUCGAUCGCCCUUCCACCACCAGCACUACCGGCAACAACUUCAGAUUAUGGACAGCCUUCUCAGGCGCCGCAUUCCGAAGGAAAAUCUUCGACGCAGUAAGCUGUGGUGCAAGCUCUCGCCACCGCCACGAGCUCAUGCAAGAAAUCCUCAGCGACACCGUCUCUCAGCAGCCUUCUCUACCGGCCAGCACGAUGAAAUCGGCCUUGAAAGAGUUCAAUGAGCCGAGAAAUCCAGACAAAGCAGUGAAGAAACCCGUCAGCAAUGACAGGUCGGAGAAGCUGGCGGAUCUCUUGAACUUGGUCGAAACUGAAACUGAUGCUGGGACUAAGAGGAAAGUGGAAGCUUUAGAGGAGUUGAAACGCGUGGUUAAGGAGUUGCAAGGGGAAGAUAAAGAAAGUAAGAGAAAAGCUGCGAGUAGAGUCAGGUCUCAUACUAAAGAAGACCCGGAAGCCAGAGUGACUUUGGCCAUGCUCGGAACCAUUCCGCCUUUGGUUGCAAUGCUUGAUUUUCAAGAUUCUGAUUCACAGAUCACUGCUCUCUAUGCUUUGCUUAAUCUGGGAAUCGGAAAUGACGUGAACAAAGCUGUCAUUGUCAAAGCAGGGGCUGUACACAAGAUGCUAAAGCUUAUUGAAUCCCCAAGCGAGGGGAUUUCGGAUGCCGUUGUAGCAAAUUUCCUUGGCUUGAGCGCCUUGGAUUCGAAUAAGCCUAUCAUUGGAUCUUCAGGGGCUAUACCUUUCUUGGUUAAAUCCCUCAAGCUUUUGGACACAAAACGCAGGUCUCAAGCCAGACAUGAUGCUCUUCGAGCUCUUUAUAAUCUAUCCAUCUCCCCAUCGAACAUUUCGUUCGUGGUGGAGGCUGAUUUGAUACCUUUUCUGCUGAAUGCAUUGGGGGAUAUGGAAGUUAGUGAGAGAAUUCUUUCGAUUUUGAGCAAUAUAGUGUCCACCCCCGAAGGUAGAAAGGGGAUUAGUAUUGCACCUGAAGCAUUCCCCAUUUUGGUGGACGUGUUGAAUUGGACCGACUCUCCUAGUUGCCAAGAGAAGACAUCGUAUAUUCUCAUGGUAAUGGCACAUAAAGCAUAUGGAGAUAGACAGGCCAUGAUCGAAGCAGGCAUCGUUUCGUCAUUGCUCGAGCUAACACUUUUGGGUAGUACAUUGGCACAGAAGAGAGCUUCCAGGAUUUUGGAGGUCUUGAGAGUGGACAAAGGUAAGCGAGUAUUGGAGAACUUUGGUGGGAACAUGAAUGCAGCUGUAUCGGCUCCGAUUUGCAGCUCUUCAUCUUCUUCGACUAAUCCGAACAGAAAGGAGUGCAUGGUGGAAGAAGAAGGCAUGAUGAGCGAGGAGAAGAAAGCUGUUAAACAAUUGGUCCAACAGAGUUUGCAGAACAACAUGAGGAGAAUUGUGAAUAGGGCCAAUUUGCCACAAGCUUUUGUUCCAUCGGAACAUUUGAAGUCACUCACAGCAAGCUCAACUUCGAAGAGCUUACCCUUUUGACCAGAAAUGGAUACCAUUUACCACCCAUUGCCGUGAAUGGGGAAUGAAGAAGAUAGCAUUUAGUUUUAGUCUUGGCUUUGCAGUCCUUUGUGCUUUUUUCCCUUCUAUUUGGGUAGCUGUUGUCAAUGUAUGAUAUCACCAUUGUCAAUAUUCCAUCAUCAUCAUGUC